AUGCCCACCAUCCUCAUAACCGGCGCCUCAGGCUUCAUCGGACAACUCCUCGCCACUCACCUCCUCACCAACCAUGCCACCGCCCCAGAAAACAAACUUAUCCUCACCGAUAUCAUCACACCCUCUGCCCCCUCCUCCCCCCAUCCCCAAAACACACAAUGCAUCCAAGCCGAUCUCUGCAAUGCCGAGUCCCUCUCUUCCCUCCUUUCCUCGGCCGGAACAAUCGACACCAUAUUCAUCUUCCACGGCAUCAUGUCAUCCGGCUCGGAGCAAAAUUUCGAGCUCGGCAUGAAAGUAAAUCUGCACUCUACACUUUCUCUUCUUGAAGGAAUCAGAAAUAAUCCAUCUUUGAAGCCCGAGGGCAGAUUAGUUCGUGUCAUCUACGCAUCUUCGCUCGCGGUAUACGGGAGACCGCUCCCGGAAAUAAUCACAGAGGAUACGCAUCCCACUCCCGAGGGCUCUUACGGCUGUCAGAAAUUAGCAUGUGAAACUCUCCUGCAGGAUUACAUCCGCAGGGGAUUUAUCGAUGGUUUGGCAUUGCGUUUCCCGACGAUUAGUAUCAGGCCGGGGAAACCAACGCAGGCGGCGAGUUCGUUUCUGAGCGGGAUGAUUAGAGAGCCGAUGGCGGGGAAGGAGUGCGUGGUGCCGAUUAAGGAUCGUGGGUUUGUGAGCUGGAUGUGUAGUCCGAGGACGUUGACGGAGAAUUUGAUUCAUGCGAUGGAGAUGGAGUUGCAGGGGGUGGAUGGACAUCGUAGGGCGGUUAAUCUACCCGGGAAAGGAGCGAGUGUGCAGGAGAUGUUGGAUGCGUUGGUGAAGGUUGGGGGAGAGGAGAAAUUGGGGUUGAUUAGGGAGGAGGAGGAGGAGGCGACGGUGAGGAUUUUGAGGAGCUGGGGGGUGAGGUAUGAUAAUGCGUUUGCGUUUGGGUUGGGGUUUAGGGAGGAUAGAGGGUUUGAGCAGGCGGUUAGGGAUUAUGUGGAGGGAUUGGAGGGGUGA
Messenger RNA from Botrytis deweyae, 993 nucleotides. RefSeq lists its product as uncharacterized. The coding region runs from base 1 to 993 and encodes 330 amino acids. The transcript has a single exon. NCBI's taxonomy places the organism in Eukaryota, Fungi, Ascomycota, Leotiomycetes, Helotiales, Sclerotiniaceae. The record is from RefSeq and is a predicted model, not a curated record.